GAUAAGAUAUAUUAACUUAGAAAUAAAGCAUUAGUAAAAAUAAAUAUAACUUUGUUUACAGAAAAAUAAGUUUUAUGGUCUUAUUUAAUAAUCUUUUUGCUAGUCAAAAUGUUUAAAUGUUUUGAAAUGUCGAUAAAUAUUAUAAUAAAAUGAGUUUGGUUGAAAAUAAUGGCAAUUUUAGAAUAAUUAAGAUGAGUUUUACGGAUAUUUCGGUAGACGAGUCUGGUAUUAGUGCUUCUGAUUUUUUAUUAGCAUCAAAAUCUUUUGUUGAUGUUUUUGAUCUUUUCGAUUCAAGAAUUUUUUCAGUUAUUAGAAAUGAUAUUAAUGGAAAUUUAAAGAAGAUAAGAGAUUAUUUACAAAAACAUCCUUCUCAUAGUAAAACUCUUGAAUCCUUAGUAAGAAGUGAAGCUUUACAAAAGAAGCGUGUUGCAACUGAAGGACUUUUAUGGUUAGUAAGAGGUUUUAUCUUUAUGUCUAAUGCUUUACAUCGAAAUAUGGAAAAUGAAAAAGAGGAAUUAUCUGUUAGUUUUACAAAAGCAUAUGAAAUAACUCUUAAACGACAUCAUUCUAUUUUUAUACGGCCUAUUUUUACUAUGGCAAUGAAAUACUGCCCUUCUAGAAACGAUUUCUAUUCAAAACUUUCUAAUGAUCAAGCAAAACUACGUACUUUUUUAUAUGAUUGGCUUUCUGGUUUGGAUAAAAUAAUUUUUUCUUUAGAAAAUUUUUAUGAAAAUGGACAAUACGCUAAAGGUCUUUAAAAAAAAAUAAUUGCAAAUUUUUCUUUCAAUUAUUAUAUAUCUUUACGUAUUAUUAUAUGUAUUUUUAUUAUUUUUAUGGACUAGUUUUGACUUUUUGAGUUUACAUAUAUUUUAUUAAUCUUUUAUUUUCGUUUUUUGAAAGGCUCCGUUAUAUAUUAUAGGCUUAAAAGCACUACAUAAGAAAAAAUAAUAAUUGUUAAGGAAAAAUAAUGAAUAAUAGUUCCUAAAUAUGCAAUAAGAAGAGGCUCUUGUUAUUUUGAAUUGUUAUUUUAUAAAAACAGUUUU
This is a messenger RNA of Pneumocystis murina B123, 1043 nucleotides long. RefSeq lists its product as hypothetical. Lineage: Eukaryota; Fungi; Ascomycota; Pneumocystomycetes; Pneumocystales; Pneumocystaceae. Gene Ontology annotation, cellular component: cytoplasm; membrane; cytosol. Gene Ontology annotation, biological process: ceramide transport; intermembrane lipid transfer. Gene Ontology annotation, molecular function: ceramide 1-phosphate binding; ceramide 1-phosphate transfer activity. The record is from RefSeq and is a predicted model, not a curated record. The transcript is spliced from 5 exons. The coding region runs from base 150 to 758 and encodes 202 amino acids.